UAUAAGAUGACAAAGUUUCCACCAUUCAUUCGAUUGAUCACAUAUGACCCGAAGCGUGAUCCAACCAAGCUCAAGGUGCGUGUACCUAUCAGUCGCCGCAAGAAGCUGAUUAAGGGUAUGAUUGCCGAGUUCCUGGGCACGAUGUUCCUCAUAUUCUUUGUGUGUGGCUCCGUCAUGACCGCACUGUACCCCGCCAACGGUGACAAGGCUGCCGUUAUCUUCCUUAUUGCCACCAUCCAGGGUCUGGCCCUGGCCGCUCUCAUCUGGUCCAUCGCCGGUAUCUCAGGUUGUAAUCUCAACCCUGCCAUUACCGUGGCGAACUUGUUCUCUGGCUGCAUCGGUUUCCUCAAUGCCCUCGGUUACAUUGCUGCGCAAGUGGCCGGUGCCAUCGCCGGUGCUGGUAUCAUCAAGGCUUGCAUUCCAUGGCCCUACCAACAGAGUCUUGGCAACGUCAUGCUCGGACCACACGUCUCCACCGGACACGGUUUCCUCUUCGAAAUGGUUGCCACUGCCUUCUUGUGUAUGAUCGUGCUCGGUACAUCCAUCUUCAACACAUGGGAUCUUAAGAUUACUAGAAUUGCUCCAUUCGCAAUUGGUAUGGCCUUGUUCGUAGGUGUUGCCAUCGCUUGGCCAUUCACUGGUGGCUGUUUGAACCCAGUCAGAUCUUUGGGACCAUCGAUCGUCGGAGGUAACUGGCACUCACAUUGGAUCUACUGGUUGGGUCCAAUCACCGGUGCAAUCAUCGCCGCCUUUGUCUUCAGAGUGUUGUUGAGAGAGAGAUUCGAUGUCAUCGACAACCCAAGCUACAUUGCUCCAGAUCUUACCAAACUCAAGGCAUCAAGAACC
This is a messenger RNA of Acytostelium subglobosum LB1, 846 nucleotides long. RefSeq lists its product as hypothetical. Gene Ontology annotation, molecular function: water channel activity. The record is from RefSeq and is a predicted model, not a curated record. The annotation marks the transcript as partial. The transcript is spliced from 2 exons. Lineage: Eukaryota; Evosea; Eumycetozoa; Acytosteliales; Acytosteliaceae. Gene Ontology annotation, biological process: transmembrane transport. Gene Ontology annotation, cellular component: plasma membrane.